Colletotrichum paranaense is the source of this 651-nucleotide messenger RNA. Its product is annotated as thioredoxin. The transcript is spliced from 3 exons. Gene Ontology annotation, molecular function: protein-disulfide reductase activity. Gene Ontology annotation, cellular component: cytosol. The record is from RefSeq and is a predicted model, not a curated record. The coding region runs from base 1 to 651 and encodes 216 amino acids. NCBI's taxonomy places the organism in Eukaryota, Fungi, Ascomycota, Sordariomycetes, Glomerellales, Glomerellaceae.
AUGAGUCUUAUCAACAUCCAGUCCGCCGGCCAAUGGCAAGGCAUUCUAAGCGGUAACAAUGUCGUUAUCGCAGACUUCUACGCCGACUGGUGCGGCCCUUGCAAGCAGAUCGCACCCCACGUCGAACGUCUCGCGAAAGAACACUCCAAGCCGAAUAAGGUCGCCUUCUGCAAGAUCAAUGUCGACAGCCAGUCCACCAUCGCCCGCACUCACGGCGUCAGCGCCAUGCCCACCUUCAUCAUCUUCCACGGCGGCCAGGCGAUCGAGACCAUCAAGGGCGCGAAUCCGCCCGCCCUCACACAGGCCAUUCAAAACGCGCUGAAGCUCCCUGACAAGGGCGGCCGCUCCGCAGCCUCGUUCAAGACCCCCGGCCGGACGCUCGGCGGGGAUAAGCCCGCGCGGGCUAGUCUCCAGCGGCCGUUUGCUUGGCACUACCGCGAUAUUCUGAGCAACAUCAUUACGUUUAUUGGAUUGUAUCUGGUGUCUCUGUUUGCGAUUGAUCCCCACAAGGCGGCCGAGAUGUCGCAAUUUAACCGCGUGAACCCGCCCCCACCGACGGUCAAAUCCACAAAGAGCGCUGGCCCCGGCACGAGACAGCCGCCGAGGGGGCCAGCUUUCAAGACCCUGGCUGAUUUGGGCGGCGAUGAAUGA